Messenger RNA from Prosopis cineraria, 1203 nucleotides. RefSeq lists its product as uncharacterized. Gene Ontology annotation, molecular function: oxidoreductase activity. The record is from RefSeq and is a predicted model, not a curated record. Lineage: Eukaryota; Viridiplantae; Streptophyta; Magnoliopsida; Fabales; Fabaceae. The coding region runs from base 271 to 915 and encodes 214 amino acids. The transcript is spliced from 8 exons.
UCGGAGGAUCGGAGAAGGCAUUGAAUAUUCUAAUUUGGAUGGAUCUUGUUUUACUGCAUCUCCAUAUUUGCGUGCAUUCCAGUUUUCCCGUCAGCGUGAACCAUGGCCGAAGCUUAUGCUUUCUGACUUUGUCUUUCUAUCAUCUUUCCAAAUUAAAAUUGAAUAGAUCAAACUAUUACUCUUCAUCUUCGAUAAUGAAUUCUAUGUGCGUUCUUCUGUCUCACUGAUCUCCCAAAACUAGCAGCAUUCUGGAUUUUACACAGCAGGACCAUGCCUAACACCUCCAGAUCCAACCCUGGGAAGAAGCUCGUUAAAAUUGAUAUUAGUGCUGAUACUGUAUGCCCAUGGUGCUUCUUUGGCAAGAGAAAUCUAGAUAAAGCCAUUGAUUCCUCUAAGGACAGAUACAACUUCGAGAUAAAAUGGCAUCCUUAUCAACUUAACCCUGCUGCCCCUAAAGAAGGCGUUGACAAGAGAGAGUAUUACAGGGGGAAAUUUGGAUCUCAAUCAGAACAGAUGGAAGCUCGGAUGUCAGAGGUUUUUGGGAGCGUGGGCCUCCAAUAUAACAUGUCUGGGCUGACGGGAAACACAUUGGACAGUCAUCGGCUCAUAUAUUUUGCAGGACUGCAGGGCUCAGACAAACAACAUCAUCUUGUUGAAGAAUUGGGCCUUGGCUACUUCACACAGGGAAAACACAUUGGUGACCAUAAUUUUCUUUUGGAAUGUGCUGAGAAGGUUGGGUUGGAAGGGGCAGCAGAGUUUCUUCGAGAACCCAACAAUGGCCUCAGGGAGGUUCAGGAUGAGCUUAACAGAGGAAACGUCAGAGGGGUUCCAUAUUAUGUGAUUAAUGGAAGUCGCAAAAUUGAUGGUGCUCAGCCCCCAGAGGUGUUCGUGAAAGCUUUUGAAUUUGAGGGGUGAAGUUUAUCGCAUCUCCAAGUUUAUGCUUCUGAGUUCUGAUGAAAGUCUCCAUCUUUAUUGCAUCUUAAAGUUUUUUGUAUCUAUGAUCAUUCCCCAACUCCCUGAUUAGAGAAGAUAAAUGAUAAAAGAUAAUAAGCCACUCCAUCUUUUUGAUCGUUUUUGUAUGUGUCUUUUAAUUCUUCAGUAAAUGUAUGAUUUUUCUGUUUCUAUUGGGGGAAAAAAAGUGAUGCUUCCGUGUAAGGUGGAAGGCCAUAUUAAUAUGUACCAAAAUAAAUAAUGCGACGUCUU